AGGGAUGGAGACAACGUUAGUAUGAAUAUAGAGUUUGGUAUUUUCCUUACGAUGAAUCCUGGGUAUGCAGGACGACAAGAGUUGCCAGAAAAUCUAAAAAUUAUGUUCCGAAGUGUUGCUAUGAUGGUUCCUGAUAGACAGAUCAUCAUCAGAGUGAAACUAGCGUCUUGCGGUUUCAAAGAAAAUGUUCACUUGUCUAAGAAAUUCUUUACGUUAUAUCAGUUAUGUGAAGAACAACUAUCUAAACAGGUGCAUUAUGAUUUUGGUCUUCGAAAUAUUUUAUCAGUAUUGAGAACACUUGGCGCACAAAAACGAGCAAAUCCAAAUGAAACUGAAGAAGUUGUAGUAAUGAGAGUUUUAAGAGAUAUGAACCUAAGCAAACUUAUUGACGAAGAUGAACCUCUUUUCCUUUCCCUGAUAGAAGAUAUGUUCCCGGGUAUUAAAUUGACUACAAAGGCUUGGAAGGAUCUGCAAAAAGCUAUCACGCAUAUAUGCCAAGAGCUUGGUUUUGUAAAUUAUCCUUCCUGGAAUCUUAAGGUGGUGCAAUUAUAUGAAACCUCUUUGGUACGACAUGGGCUAAUGGUUAUGGGUCCUACAGGUGCUGGAAAAACUAAAUGCAUGUUAACGUUAAUGAAGUCUAUGACAGAAAUGGGUAUGCCUCAUAGAGAACUUCGAAUGAAUCCUAAAGCAAUCACGGCUCCCCAAAUGUUUGGAAGAUUGGAUGUUGCCACGAACGACUGGACGGAUGGAAUCUUUUCAACUUUAUGGAGAAGAACUCUUAAAUUUAAGAAAACAGACUAUUGUUGGUUAAUUUUGGAUGGCCCUGUAGAUGCAGUAUGGAUAGAAAACCUAAACUCCGUUUUAGACGAUAACAAAACUCUAACUCUAGCCAAUGGCGACAGAAUAGUGAUGGCAAAUAACUGCAAAUUGGUAUUCGAACCAGAUAAUGUAGAUAAUGCAAGCCCAGCCACUGUAUCUCGAAUGGGUAUGGUGUUCAUGAGUUCUUCGGUUCUGCCUUGGUCACCGAUCUUAGAGGCUUGGUUGAAAACGAGACAGCCGCAAGAAGCUGAUUCUAUCAGAAAUCAUUUUAACAGAUGUUAUGACGACCUUCAUACUUUCGUUCAGACCAGAUUGAAAGCUAAGAUGUUUGUAAGAGAAGCUUUGUACGUAAGACAGUGUUACGAUGUUUUGCAAGGGGUAUUAGAUAUCUUUGAAGAACCAAAGACAUGGAGUGAUAGACAAAUAGAAAGAUUGGUACUAUUCUCGAUAAUGUGGUCCUUGGGGGCACUCUUAGAGUUAGACGACAGACAAAAGCUCGAAGAAUUUGCUUUAACCCACCCGUCUAAAAUGGACUGGCCAAAAGCUCAGGAAGGAGAAACCAUUUUUGAAUUUGUAGUAAACCCAGACAAUGGAAGAUGGGAACACUGGAAAUCCAGAGUUGAACCCUUUGUAUAUCCUACAGAUACUGUGUUAGAAUUUACUUCGAUCUUGGUACCUAACGUUGACAACGUUAGAACAGCAUUUUUAAUACAUACUAUAGCCAAACAGGGCAAAGCUGUACUGCUAAUUGGUGAACCUGGAACUGCCAAAACCGUUAUGAUUAAGGGUUACUGCUCAACUUUUGAUCCUGAAUAUAAGCUAAAUAAAUGCUUUAAUUUUUCUUCUGCCACUACUCCAAACAUGGUUCAGCGCAUCAUAGAAUCUUAUGUCGAUAAGAGAGUUGGUACAACCUACGGACCACCUGCAGGAAAAACUUUAACCAUAUUUAUAGACGACAUCAAUAUGCCUGUAAUUAAUGAUUGGGGGGAUCAAAUCACAAACGAAAUUGUAAGACAAUGCAUGGAAACUGGAGGAUUCUAUAGUUUGGAUAAACCUGGCGAUUUUUCCGUUAUUGCUGACGUUAUGUUCCUGUCUGCUAUGAUUCAUCCUGGAGGUGGUAGAAACGAUAUUCCCCACAGACUUAAAAGGCAGUUUAAUAUAUUCAAUUGUACAUUACCAAGUACUUCUGCAAUGGAUGUUAUAUUCAGUCAAAUUGCCUGCGGCUACUUUUGUCUAGAAAGAUUUAAUGAAGAAAUAGCAGAGUUUAUUCCAAAGCUAGUGCCACUGACGCGACAUGUAUGGCAGAAUACCAAAAAGAAAAUGUUACCUACUCCAGCCAAAUUCCACUAUGUGUUUAAUCUCCGAGAUUUGUCUAGAAUAUGGCAAGGAAUACUGACAGUCCAAAUGCUCGAGUGUCCGACUAAGGAUAUGGCUCUUAAGCUCUGGAGACACGAGUGUACUAGAGUAAUUUCAGAUAGGUUUACUGAAGCAGCUGACCGUGAAUGGUUUACAAGAGCUCUAAAAACUCAAGCUGAACAAGAACUCGGUGAUGACUUUGAGUAUUAUCCAGAGGAUGAAACAUUCUGGGUUGAUUUCCUUCGCGAGCCUCCCGAAGCUACAGGCGAUGAGCCUGAAGAUUUCUGUUUUGAUGCCCCUAAGAUUUACGAAGAAGUUCCUAGUUGGGAAUUUCUCAAGGAAAAACUGCUGGCUUUUAUGGAAGCCUAUAACGAAGCAAUUCGGGGUGGUCAGAUGGAUAUGGUAUUUUUUCAAGAUGCCAUGAUACACUUAAUGAUAAUCUCGAGAAUAAUACGAACUCCAAGAGGAAAUGCUUUUCUUGUUGGUGUGGGGGGUUCUGGAAAACAAAGUCUAACCCGUUUGGCAUCGUUUAUGGCAAACUAUCAGAGUUUCCAAAUACAGCUAACCAGAUCAUACAACGUAGGAAAUUUAAUGGACGACAUGAGAAUUCUCUAUCGCAAGGCCGGCCAAGAAGGAGUUGGAAUGACUUUCAUCUUUACCGACAACGAAAUCAAAGAAGAGACGUUUUUGGAAAGCGUUAAUAACAUCUUAAGUUCAGGAGAGAUAGCGAAUCUGUUCGCAAAAGAUGAACUGGAUGAGAUUCAAUCAGAACUUAUUCCAGUCAUGAAGAAAAUUGCUCCAAAAAGGCCCCCUACUAUAGAGAAUCUUUAUGAUUUCUUUAUUACUAGGGCUAGAACUAAUUUGCACGUAACGUUAUGUUUUUCACCGGUAGGAGAAAAAUUCCGUAGUAGAGCACUAAAAUUCCCUGGACUAAUAUCGGGAUGUACGAUAGAUUGGUUUGACAAAUGGCCAGAGGAUGCUCUUAUAGAAGUAUCAUCACAUUUUCUGCAAAAAUAUAAUAUGGUAGCUACAGCAGAGGUGAAACACGAACUUAUAGGAAUCAUGGCAGAGAUUCAAGAUGGAGUUAGUAUUUUCUGCGAGCAGUAUUUCGAUAGAUUCCGAAGAAGAACUUACGUCACACCCAAAACUUUUAUAUCAUUUUUGGGAGCAUACAAAGUCUUGUACAAAAUCAAACUGGAUGAAAUUGGGGUUAUGGCUCAAAGAAUGAAAACGGGUCUUAAGAAGUUAGUAGAAGCAGCUGCCAGUGUGGAUGAACUACGCAAAGAAUUGGCUGUGAAAGAGGUCGAAAUGAUUUCGGCUACUGAGAAAGCAGAAGCAGUCUUAGUAGAUGUCAUGGAAGCAUCUGAAGUAGCCAACAAAAUUAAAGAAGAAGCCUUGACUGUUAAAGAUAGGGCUGAAAAUCUUGUAGCCUUGAUUAGUGUGGAUCAGAAAGAAGCUGAAAGCAAAUUGAUGGCCGCCAAGCCUGCCCUGGACGCUGCCGAAGCAGCUUUAUUGACAAUCAAAGCUGCUGAUAUUGCUACAGUAAGAAAAUUAGGAAAGCCCCCAUAUUUGAUUUUACUUAUUAUGGAUUGUGUCCUCAUUUAUUUUAAAAGAAAGUUAGAACCCGUCAAACCAGAUCCAGAGCGAAAUUUCUUGGUACCAUCGUGGUCUGAAUCUCUUAAGGUAAUGGCUGAAGCAAAUUUCUUAAAGAGAUUACAAGAUUAUCCAAAGGAUACGAUCAACGCAGAAAUAGUAGAUCUAUUACUACCAUAUUUUAGCUAUCCUAUCUAUACGUUCGAAGCUGCCAAGACAGCUUGUGGUAAUGUAGCUGGUCUGAUAUCAUGGACUUUGGCAAUGGCGUCGUUUUUCGAUGUCAAUCGAGAAGUACUGCCGUUAAAGGCAAAUUUGGCUAUUCAGCAGGCCAAACUCUCAAGAGCCGAAGAAGAGUUGGGAGCUGCUAUGGAAUUGCUAAGAGCAAAGGAAGAAGAAGUAAGGGGUUGUCAAGAGCAAUAUGAAGAGGCUAUGACUUUUAAACAGAAAAUCUUUGACGAAGCAAUGAAAGUGAAAAACAAGAUGGAUGCCGCAACCGCACUCAUAGAUGGUUUAUCUGGUGAAAGAGUAAGAUGGACCGAGCAACUAGCACAGUUUAAGGCUGAGACAGAGCGACUAGUUGGAGAUGUCGUUUUACUAACAGGUUUCUUAGGCUACACCGGACCAUUUAACCAAGAGUUCAGACAACUGAUGCAGCAAUCCUGGCUCGACGCACUUAUAAGGCGGAAAAUGCCCGUUACUUUGAGUCUUAAUAUAAUCGAUAGCUUAACUGAUUCGGCAACGAUUGGAGAGUGGAAUCUUCAAGGCUUGCCCAAUGACGACUUGUCAAUACAAAAUGGAAUAAUUGUAACGUCCGCUUCAAGAUAUCCAUUGUUGAUAGAUCCACAGAGCCAGGGUAAAUUCUGGGUAAAAGAAAAGGAAAAGGAAAAUAGCUUAAUUGUUACGACACUGACUCAUAAAUAUUUCAGAAAUCACCUAGAAGAUGGAGUAUCAUUGGGAUAUCCGCUAAUCAUUGAAGAUAUAUCGGAGGAGUUGGAUCCAGUUUUAGACAAUGUAUUGGAAAAGAAUUUUAUCAAAGUGGGCACAACGCUAAAGGUGAAACUAGGAGAUAAAGAAGUUGACUACAACAGCGGAUUUAGACUUUAUAUAACUACUAGAUUGGCAAAUCCAAGAUACACGCCUGAGAUAUUUGCCAAAGCAUCCAUAAUUGAUUUUACUGUCACCAUGAAAGGACUGGAAGAUCAAUUACUUGGUAGGGUAAUUCUAACAGAAAAGAAAGAGCUUGAACAAGAACGAACCAACCUCAUUAAGGAUGUAACGGCAAACAAGAGAAAGAUGCUAGAGCUCGAACAAAAUCUACUUUACAAAUUGACAACUACACAAGGUUCUUUACUAGAUGAUGAAUCGGUUAUAAUAGUAUUAAAUACAACAAAGAGUACUGCUAAUGAAGUCAAGGAAAAGUUGAUGAUAGCUAAAGAAACAGAAAUAAAAAUUAAUGUAGCCCGCGAAGAGUUUAGACCAAUAGCAGCUCGAGGAAGCGUACUAUAUUUCCUGGUAGUCUCUAUGUCUAUGGUGAAUUAUAUGUACCAAACCUCUUUAGUACAAUUUUUAGAAAGAUUUGAUUUAUCAAUGUACAGAUCAGAAAAGUCACCCAUAAUAUCCAGACGUAUCGUUAACAUCAUAGACUACCUAACCUAUGAAAUAUUUAAAUAUAAAAGCAGAGGACCUAUACGAAGAACACAAAUAUAUGUUCGUCCUGCUUAUGUGUCUAAGAAUAGAUCUAGAAAGAGAGACAAUUACCCACGAAGAAUUCCAAAAUUUCAUCAAAGGCGGAGCUGCGUUGGAUCUGAAUGCUUGUCCAGCGAAACCAGCUAAAUGGAUUACCGAUUCAACUUGGUUGAACUUGGUAGCAUUGUCCAAGUUAAGACAUUUUCAAUAUAUUGUACAGCAGGUA
Molecule: messenger RNA, 5680 nt
Organism: Diabrotica balteata
Lineage: Eukaryota; Metazoa; Arthropoda; Insecta; Coleoptera; Chrysomelidae
Source: the annotation of a GenBank genome assembly